Molecule: messenger RNA, 189 nt
Organism: Opisthorchis viverrini
Lineage: Eukaryota; Metazoa; Platyhelminthes; Trematoda; Opisthorchiida; Opisthorchiidae
Exons: 2
Coding region: 1-189 (62 amino acids)
Source: RefSeq, a predicted model, not a curated record
AUGGCUGUCGAAUCUCUGUUGAGAUACUACCUGAAAGAACUGAACAAAAUUGUUCAGAGAGCGAGACGGCCGAAGUGGUUAGAGCGCGAAAUCGCUGACCGGAAGGUCCGUGGUUCGAACCCGCCCUCUGCCUCUCGACUCCCCCUGUCUAGGCUUGGGCAACCUGGCAGUAUCCCAGCCCUCGUGUAG